AUGUCAGCUCUCUCCUCUUGCGCCCAUGUAUGGUUCCAGCAACGCCAAAUCGGAAAACUCCCACCACUUUAUCUCAGCAGCUCCCCCUCAGAAUCCAAACUGAAGCAUAUGGAACACCAUUGGAUCAAAGUUAUCCAACAGUACCAAUAUAUGCCCGAAGCAGACGUAUUGAAUAUUACCAUGCUCCAAGAAGAGCUAGAGAGAGGAAUUUCGAAGGAAAAGAGAAUAGCUGUGCAGGAAUAUGUCUUCAAUGUAGAAGAUCCGGAAAGGAGAGCUAUGUUGGAAGUAUGGUUGGCGAGGUUCCCGGGCUUCAUGUUGAGGACUGAUAGAUUGGUGGAUUUUGGGGUUGCGGAUAGGAGGCAAAAGAUUGGGGCUUUGAGUGCGUGGAAAUCUUGGCUUAGGGAGUGGAAAAUUUGGUGA
This is a messenger RNA of Sclerotinia sclerotiorum 1980 UF-70, 420 nucleotides long. RefSeq lists its product with no specific name. Bases 1 to 420 code for a protein of 139 amino acids. The transcript has a single exon. The record is from RefSeq and is a predicted model, not a curated record. Lineage: Eukaryota; Fungi; Ascomycota; Leotiomycetes; Helotiales; Sclerotiniaceae.